AUGGGCCUGUAUUCACAAAGGAAGGACUGGUUUGACAUGUCCCCCUGCCCUCCAGUAACUGCGAUAUGGGCCUGUAUUCACAAAGGAAGGACUGGUUUGACAUGUCCCCCCUAUCUUCCAGUAACUGAGAUAUGGGCCUGUAUUCCCAAAGGAAGGACUGGUUUGACAUGUCCCCCCUAUCUUCCAGUAACUGAGAUAUGGGCCUGUAUUCCCAAAGGAAGGACUGGUUUGACAUGUCCCCCCUGCCCUCCAGUAACUGAGAUAUGGACCUGUAUUCACAAAGGAAGGACUGGUUUGACAUGUCCCCCCUAUCUUCCAGUAACUGAGAUAUGGGCCUGUAUUCCCAAAGGAAGGACUGGUUUGACAUGUCCCCCCUAUCUUCCAGUAACUGAGAUAUGGGCCUGUAUUCCCAAAGGAAGGACUGGUUUGACAUGUCCCCCUGCCCUCCAGUAACUGAGAUAUGGGCCUGUAUUCACAAAGGAAGGACUGGUUUGACAUGUCCCCCCUAUCUUCCAGUAACUGAGAUAUGGGCCUGUAUUCCCAAAGGAAGGACUGGUUUGACAUGUCCCCCCUGCCCUCCAGUAACUGAGAUAUGGACCUGUAUUCCCAAAGGAAGGACUGGUUUGACAUGUCCCCCCUAUCUUCCAGUAACUGAGAUAUGGGCCUGUAUUCCCAAAGGAAGGACUGGUUUGACAUGUCCCCCCUAUCUUCCAGUAACUGAGAUAUGGGCCUGUAUUCCCAAAGGAAGGACUGGUUUGACAUGUCCCCCUGCCCUCCAGUAACUGAGAUAUGGGCCUGUAUUCCCAAAGGAAGGACCACUGAACUAAGAGUUUUGAUCCUUGAUCAGUGCUUUUACUCUGAGACGCUUCGUGAACACUGGCCCUGGGGCCUAACUAAAUAUAAUAUGGGAAGACCACAGCUGCAGAUUUUAUAUAACUACUGGGUUACGUGGCACGGUCGCAGUACCACCUUAUCUGGAAAAAUGCUGCUUAUGGAAAAUAUCGAAUUGACAAUCUACCAAUGGCCUCAAUGCCAACUCCUCCUCCCCACCCUCUCAACGUGAGAUAAAAGGACCCACUGCAGCCCACAUAUCCUCCUACCUAGCUAUCCCAGCACACAGGAGCAGACCUGCAGACCAGACCCCAGGACCCUAGAGCCAUUCUCCUGCCUACUUCAGUGACUCUUCACCAGAACAGAAACCUCUUCACCAUGCCUGUUGCCCUCCGCUUCCUCUGCCUACUCAGCCUGGCUGUUGGUGCUCUACACUGCACUCCCGUGCCUGACCAGGAGGGGGAGCUCUCAGAGCCCCAGAACACCGCCUGUCCCCCGGGCUGGUCCAGUUUCAACAACCGCUGCUUCAAGUACUUCGCCUCUCGGCUGGACUGGGCCGAUGCAGAGUCCUACUGCGUGACCCAGGGAGCCAACCUGGUCUCUGUGAACAGCAAAGGGGAAUUCGACUUCGUGAAAAACCUGAUCCAUGACUUCGACCCUGCUGAGAGCUUUACCUGGAUCGGGCUGAGUGACCUCCACAAGGAAGGGAGAUGGAUGUGGUCGGACGGCUCCAAGGUGGUCUACACGUUCUGGUCUCCAAAUGAGCCCAAUAAUGGAGGUGGAAGGGAGAACUGUGUUCACACUAACGAGUUAAAAAACAAGCUGUGGAACGACGUAUUCUGCUCCAACAAGUAUGCCUUUGUCUGCACCACGCGUCCCAGCCUCUGAACCUCUGAGUCUUUAGUUCAAAGAUGCCUUGGUUUACAUAAAUAAAGAAAAACCUUUCAUUGAAAUCUCCUUGUUGGUCCUUUAUCUGAUUCAACUUGUGUUUUAUUCUCCAGCCCUGGUUAGAAUGACAAGUAGUCAGGGGUGGAAAAAGUACCCAAUUGUCAUACUUGAGUAAAAGUAUAGAGACCUUAAUAGAAAGUUACUCAAGUAAAAGUGAAAGUCACCCUGUAAAAUACUACUUGAGUAAAAGUCUAAAAGUAUUUGGUUUUAAAUAUAGUUAAGUAUCAAAAGUACACGUAAUUGCUAAAAUAUAAUUAAGUAUCAAAAGUAGAAGUAAAAAUAUAAAUAUUUUCAAAUUCCUUACAUUAAGCAAAUGUGAUGAGGUGGUUUUGAAGGAGUCAGGCGCAAGACGGUAAAUAACAGGAUUUAUUUCUGAACCACAGAGUUACGCAGUAAUAUGUAAAAACACUCCAGUGCACAAAACAGGCACACUGGAAAAUACAAGACACACGGGGAAUAUUCCCAGCGAUACAAAAUACACGGAGCUCCACCGAGCUUCUCUCUCCUCCACAAUAAACAAUCACACACAAAGACCAGGGGGCAGAGGGAACACUUAUACAGGUACUGAUGAGGGGAUAUGAACCAGGUGUGUGUAAUAAACAAGACAAAACAAAUGGAAUGAUGAGAUGAGGAGCGGCAGUGGCUAGAAGGCCGGUGACGACGAACGCCGAAGCCUGCCCGAACAAGGAGGGGAGGCAGCCUGUUUUUUUUUUCAUUAAUAGAGCCAGGGACAUACUCCAACACUCAGACAUUAUUUACAAAAGAUGCAUUUGUGUUUAGUGAGUCCGCCAGAUCAGAGGCAGUAGGGAUGACCAGGGAUGGUCUCGUGAUAAGUGCAUGAAUUUCACAAUUUCCUGUCCUGCUAAGCAUUCAAAAUGUAACGAGUACUUUGGGUUGUCAGGGAAAAUGUAUAGAGUAAAAAGUACAUUAUUUCCUUUAGGAAUAUAGUGAAGUUAAGAGUAAAAGUUGUCAAAAAUAGGGUUCAACAACCGAUGCUUCAAGCACUUCGCCUCUCAGCUGGACUGGGCCGAUGCAGAGUCCUACUGCGUGAACCAGGGAGCCAACCUGGUCUCUGUGAACAGCAAAGGGGAAUUCGGCUUCGUGAAAAACCUGAUCCAUGGCUUCGACCCUGCUGAGAGCAAUACCUGGAUCGGGCUGAGUGACCUCCACAAGGAAGGGAGAUGGAUGUGGUCGGACGGCUCCAAGGUGGUCUACAUGUUCUGGUCUCCAAAGGAGCCCAAUAAUCUAAGUGGAAGUGAGAACUGUGUUCACACUAAUAACUUAAAGGAGAAGCUGUGGAACGACACGCUCUGCUCCAACAAGUAUGCCUUUGUCUGUGCCACGCGUCCCGGCCUCUGA
This is a messenger RNA of Coregonus sp. 'balchen', 3138 nucleotides long. The record is from the annotation of a GenBank genome assembly. NCBI's taxonomy places the organism in Eukaryota, Metazoa, Chordata, Actinopteri, Salmoniformes, Salmonidae.